Molecule: messenger RNA, 9301 nt
Organism: Seriola aureovittata
Lineage: Eukaryota; Metazoa; Chordata; Actinopteri; Carangiformes; Carangidae
Gene: ezh2
Product: enhancer of zeste 2 polycomb repressive complex 2 subunit
Exons: 19
Coding region: 879-3266 (795 amino acids)
Biological process (GO): chromatin remodeling
Molecular function (GO): histone H3K27 methyltransferase activity; protein binding
Source: RefSeq, a predicted model, not a curated record
UGCGGCUGUUUGAGACGCUGUCGAGGUGACGGGUUUAUUAACACACGAUCAGAAGACAAGAAAUGAGACAAUGUGCCUCCAUUUUCCCGUAAAAUAAAUUAAAAACAGCAGGAUAUAAAUAGAUUUUUGACUUGAUUUCAGUCGGCGCAACCUUUUUUUUAGCUCAACGACACGAAUGUGACAACUGACAUGCUUAACCGACACUGGUGGCAAACGAAAGAUCAAGUAGGGACGUUAAAAAUGCCUCUGUCAAACAAACUGUUUAGUGUUUUUAUUUUUAUUUCGUUGACAGAUGAGAGAACAAAGGGAACCUAUCCACAUGUCCCCGUUACAGGGCCCCCACCGCAGCCCUAAGUCUCAUUGGCUAGCGCCUUCCAACAACACGACGAAUCGCGUUCCACGACACUGAGAAAACCUAACGUCGGCUCCUGUGAUUGGCCCAAACGUUUGGCGCCUCUUGAAUCUGCUGCAGCCGUAGUGGGCGGUGAGUGUGAGACGGUGAGCAGUUUGAACCGUAGCAGCGCCGAGGCGGAAACAUUGAAAUUGUUUCAAAAUUGACAGGCAGGGUGAAAUUAAACUGUGUGAUUCCCAUCCACAAACGCGCCUUCUUAACUGCUAAAGCCAGACCUAAAGUGGGGGGGACGGCAUAUUCUUCUGGUUGCCGACUCUGGGUACGUAAAGCCGGUGUCGCGCAAAGUGAAUCGCUCCCUCUUCCUGAGCUAACUGCUAACUAGCCGACGAGCUAACGUUACAGCUAGCCGGAACACGGAGCCAGCUAAUCCCGAACACAAAGGACGACUUUGCCCGUGUUUGUCAUAUCGAUCCCGAAUAACUCCAUUGAAUGAGGACUGACCCUCCUGUGCAGCUGCAGGUUGAUCAUGGUGCUCACAGGGAAGCGGUCGGAGAAAGGUCCUGCCUGCUGGAAGAGAAGGGUGAAGUCUGAGUACAUGAGGCUCCGGCAGCUCAAACGCUUCAGACGGGCCGACGAGGUCAAGGUUAGUCCACGCACAGACCUUCGCACACACACUGCAGAUAUUUCGGGAAGUCAACGCCCAUCUACAUCAUUCAACGAUAAUAGAAUGAUAGAAACAACAAUAAGCAUGUUCAACACCAAUCGGCAGAAAAUCAUGGAGCGGACUGACAUUCUCAACCAGGAGUGGAAGACCAGGCGAAUCCAGCCUGUUCACAUCAUGACGUCUGUCAGCUCCUUAAGAGGCACCCGAGAGUGUACGGUGGACAGCGGUUUCUCUGAGUUCCCCAGGCAGGUCAUCCCCCUGAAGACACUCAACGCCGUGGCCUCGGUCCCGGUCAUGUACUCGUGGUCUCCGCUGCAGCAGAACUUCAUGGUGGAGGACGAGACGGUGCUCCAUAACAUCCCUUACAUGGGAGACGAGAUCCUGGACCAGGAUGGCACGUUCAUAGAGGAGCUCAUUAAGAACUACGACGGCAAAGUCCACGGAGACAGAGAGUGCGGCUUCAUCAACGACGAGAUCUUCGUGGAGUUGGUCAACGCUCUGUCACAGUACAGCGACAACGAGGACGACGACGAGGAGGAAGAGCAGGACUUCAAGGUCGACAAGAUGGAGCUGUGUGACGGCAAGGAGCACCCGGAGGACCCCCACAAGGACGGGCUCAUGAACAGCGAGAGCCGAACCAGCAAUGACAGCACCAAGAAGUUUCCCUCCGACAAGAUUUUCGAAGCCAUCUCCUCCAUGUUCCCCGACAAGGGCUCCACCGAGGAGCUCAAAGAGAAGUACAAGGAGCUGACGGAGCAGCAGCUUCCCGGCGCGCUGCCACCCGAGUGCACACCGAACAUCGACGGCCCCAACGCUCGCUCCGUGCAGCGCGAACAGAGCCUGCACUCCUUCCACACUCUGUUCUGCAGACGCUGCUUCAAAUACGACUGCUUCCUCCACCCUUUCCACGCAACUCCAAACACCUACAAGCGCAAGAACUUGGAGAACCUGGUGGAGAGUAAACCCUGCGGCAUCGACUGCCACAUGUACCUGGUGCAGGAUGGGAUGGUGAGGGAAUAUCCUGCGGGUGUGGUCGCCGAGCGGGCCAAGACGCCCUCCAAACGCACGGUGGGCCGUCGCCGCGGACGACUGCCGAACAGCAACAGCCGGCCCAGCACCCCCACCGUUUCCUCGGAAACCAAAGACACAGACAGCGACCGCGAGGGCAGCAAAGAAGACGAGAGGGACAACGACAAAGACGACGAAGACAAGAAGGACGAGAACACCAGCAGCUCGGAGGGUAACUCACGGUGUCAGACUCCAGUGAAGAUGAAGCUGACCGGCGAGGCUGAAGCGGUGGAGUGGAGCGGAGCCGAAGCCUCUCUGUUCAGGGUUCUCAUCGGCACGUACUACGACAACUACUGCGCCAUCGCUCGGCUCAUCGGCACCAAGACCUGCAGACAGGUUUACGAGUUCAGGGUGAAGGAGUCCAGCAUCAUCGCUCGGGCUCCCGCUGAAGACGAGGACACGCCGCCUAGAAAGAAGAAGAGGAAACACAGACUGUGGGCCACUCACUGCAGGAAGAUCCAGCUGAAGAAAGAUGGUUCGUCCAAUCACGUGUAUAACUACCAGCCAUGUGACCACCCACGGCAGCCAUGUGACUCCUCCUGCCCCUGCAUCACCGCUCAAAACUUCUGUGAAAAGUUCUGCCAGUGCAGCUCAGAGUGUCAGAACCGUUUCCCGGGUUGUCGGUGCAAAGCCCAGUGUAACACCAAGCAGUGUCCCUGCUACCUGGCAGUGAGGGAGUGUGACCCCGACCUGUGCCUGACCUGCGGCGCUGCAGAACACUGGGACAGCAAGAACGUGUCCUGCAAGAACUGCUCCAUCCAGAGAGGAGCCAAGAAGCACCUGCUGCUGGCUCCGUCAGACGUGGCAGGAUGGGGGAUCUUCAUCAAAGAGCCGGUCCAGAAGAACGAGUUCAUCUCUGAGUACUGUGGAGAGAUUAUCUCUCAGGAUGAAGCAGACCGCAGAGGCAAGGUCUACGACAAAUACAUGUGCAGCUUCCUCUUCAACCUCAACAACGACUUUGUUGUUGAUGCCACGAGGAAAGGCAACAAGAUCCGCUUUGCCAACCACUCUGUCAAUCCUAACUGCUAUGCAAAAGUGAUGAUGGUGAACGGGGAUCACAGGAUAGGGAUCUUUGCCAAGAGAGCCAUCCAGACUGGAGAGGAGCUCUUCUUCGACUACAGGUACAGCCAGGCUGACGCUCUGAAGUACGUUGGGAUCGAGCGGGAGAUGGAGAUCGCCUGAUUCUGACUUCUACCUCCUGUGGAUCAGCGACACAAAGGCCUUACACACAAUCACAAACAAACACACCUUCACUUCAGGAAAUCCAGACGACUUGUCAAAAUGCUAGAAAGCUUCAGGAAAACUGGGAAUAUUUGAAGCAGAAUUUUGUUGCUGUUUUUUUUAAAACACUUUUCAUAUCUGUUUCUCAUUUUUCUUCGUGUGAUUUUUUUUUUUUUUUUUUCCUGUCAACAAAUCUUCCACUUCUGUCGGGCCGGGAGUUUCGGCUCCAUAAAUCUUCCCUCAGCUGAAGGUGCCGAUCACCUACGAACUGACUCGUCUGUCGUUUUUUUAAGAUUUCUGUACAUUACGUGUUCCACAGUGUGUCUGUAAAACUGGCUUUUCAAUUCAAGCUUCAGGGACCAAAAUCCUCCACCAGCCGCUUUCACACAGCUGACUGCACUCUGUUUGUACCGCGCCCGUGUGCGGCCACCUGUGGGUCAGGUGUGUGUCCUUUUUUUUUUUUUUUUUAUAUAUAUAUAUAUAUAUACAGUGUGAACUGAACCAGAGCGCCACAUCACUGUCUGUCUGUCAAACAGGAGGGCGUCCACAAAGCAGCGUCACACCAGAUCCGACCGAGGAGCGUUAACACUUUAACACGUGAUGUUUUCUGAUUAGAUUCGAGCGGAAACGAUCAAUCACUCUGCAACAAUUUAAAAUCAUUUAAAUCGCUGGAUUUUCUGUUUUUCUGAUGUGACAGGAAACUGGAAUCUCUAGGUUUUGGACGGUUGAAUGUACAAAACGCUGAAGCAGCUAUUAUCACUAAUUUUCUUUAGCAUUUAGCAGCUAACGAGCCAGAUGUUUCCCUCAGGAGCUGGUGGAGACCAAACAGAGAUAAGAGAUGGAAUAUUGGACUUAGAUUCAUCAGGUCACACAAACACGACUCCACAUGAAGGAUAUUGUUGCUGUGUAACUGCUGGAUGUGGAAAUUAACAACUGCUUGUUAGUAAGUUCACCACAUCAGUGUUUCUGCUGCCCCCAAGUGGCUUCCUGAGUUAUUACAGGAAGUCUAAAGGAGCAUUUUUCACUCUUUUCCUACUAAGACGAGCGAGAAUCGAUCUGCAGGUUAAUCAUUAAUUUAAAUAAUCACUUGUUGCACAACUGUUUGAUUUUGUGUAGAAGCUAAGUGAGAACAAUAUACAUAUAUUUUAGAAACUUUAUAUAAUCAAACAAAAUCAAACUGUGGCUUUAGAUGACGCCUGCAACUAAUUUUUUUAAUCAAUUUAAUAAUUUUCUUGGUUGAUCGUUUCAUCCUUUGGCCCAUAAAGGGUCAGAAAAUAGUUAAUUAAUUAAUUAAUUAAUUAAUUAAUAAUCCCCAUCAUAUUUUCCCAGAGUUCUGUUUGGUCCGAUCAGCUGCCUGAAACCCAGAGAUUCAGUUCAGUGAUGUGAAACAGAGAAAAACAGGAAAACGUCACAGUGAAGAAACUGAAACCAGACGAUGUUUUUGGCAUUUCUGUCUGAUAAUUAUAUAUAUAAUUAAUUGUUAAUUGAAACGGUUGCUUGUUUGUUUUCUGUCACUUGGUUGUUGCAGCUUCAUGUUAAAAAAAGAAAUAUAUAUAUCAUAUAUAUAUAUCAUGGCAUCAGAUCCGGUCUCUGGUCUCCGACACAAAUCUUCCACUUCUUGUCAUUUACAAAAGCAAUUUCUCCAAUUUAAAAUCUAAACUUAUUUUCAGGCAGGAUGAUUUUUUUUUUUUUUUUUUUUUAAAGCUUUUACUGAUUUAUUUUAAAAUGUGACAAAGGAAGAAACAACGAAAAACAAUGUGAUAAAAGCCGAGAAGUGACGGUGGUGAACAGUGAGAGGGGAAACAAACUGAGAAUCCUGUAAAUCCCACCUCCUGAAAACAACAGUCUGCGUUUGCUUUAUUUUCCUGGAUCUGGACCUGACUCCUGCUUUGUGACGCUGCUUCAGGUGCUAACGCUUCAGAAACCUCCACCACAACAGGAAGCUCAACAGACAGACAGGUGAACCUUCGCUUCUGGUCGUGGUUGAAGUUUCCUGAAUAUCUGAGCGGCGGUGCUUUCUACCAAACCCAGACUGAUACCGAUGAAGGUUUUCAUUCAUGUCUGACGCUCUGCUGUCUCUCCUCUCGUCUGUUUGUAGUUCCUGUUUUCCUCAGCAGCUCUGUGCUCCACUCGUCCUCCGGUCCAGGUUUUUCCCUGCAGCUCUGCCUCAGAUCAGGUUGUUGUUCAGUCAUUUGAGUUUUCGUCUGAUGCAGCUGAAACUCUCCAGUUCAUCUACUUUAUAAAAUCACUGACUUGUUGUUUGAGCUAUGAAGUGUCCAAAAAACAAAAAGUGGAAAACGCCCGUCACAGGUCUGAGAGCCUGAGGAGACGUCUUCAAAUCUCACGUUUGAGAAGCCAGAAACAGCAAAUGUUGAAUGAUUUAUCUCUUAAUUAAUCUCCAAAACUGUUAAUUUUUCUGUUUAUUUGGUCGAAAGCUCAGGAACAAAGUUUAAAAUUAACUCCUCAAGCUUAAAUUCGUUACUAAUUUUAAUUUAUCGCGAUAUAAAAUGGUUCUUUGUGUCUUUGUCACCCUCUCCUAACGAUAUUAAUUCAGAUUUAAUGAAACGUUAAAUACAGUUUAUAGGCAGAACAGGUGAAGUAGAGCUGCAGCUAAUCUGUAGAUUGUUGAGGUGAUUGAUAAUCAAUAACAUGAUCUUCAGAUAUUUAGUUUUGUCUAGUUUACAGUGAUCUCUAACGGAGAAGCUGGAAACAUUUCUUUAUAAAAACUAAUGAUUAAUUAAUUUUUUAAUUGGUGAAAUAUUGAUUAACUGACUAAUUGUUUGAGCCCUGAGGUGAACACCUGCUCAGGUACCUGGACCUGACUCGAGUCGAGCACAGUGAAGGCGUGAUGGGAAAACUUUUCUCUUAAAAAAAAAAAGGUGUUUGUUGAUGUUGAAGCUGUUAUUUCCCGCUCUCUGCUGUGCCUUGAGUCCUUAACCCGAUCGCCCGCCACUUCCUGUCUGUAGAUCAGCUGAUUAACGGUGACCACUCUUAACUUUCUGCAUGAUGACGUUUCAACCCCCCCCCCCCCCCCACCAGAGGAUCCUCUCUCUGACUCAGAUUACUGUACUGCCUCCUCCACGUGAUGUCCAAUCAGUUUGAUGUUACCUUACUCGUGUUCGGAGCAUUCCUCUUGUGAAAUAAGCCUUUUAAUAACGUACCAACAAUCACACUUUGACUCUUGUAUCUUCUCUGAUGUGAACUCUGGUGCUUGCAAAGAUGCCACAGACUCUCCGCCUGGUGUCUGACCGACUUGAAGCAAUACCAGCCUCUCUUUUUUUGUUUUUGUUUUUGUUUUUGGAAUUUCUUCGGCCCUCAUCUUCCUCCUGAGGAGACGUUCCUCUUCCUCUCCGCCUUCUUUGCUCUCCACCUGUAAUUUAUUACAAACAGAGGGACGUCUCGUGCUGUUGCGUUGUCGUCUGUGGUCGAUGGACGAAAGACUUCGGGGGGGGGGGGGGGGGCUACAGACCCUGACACCUGGUGCUUCACCUGCGGGUUCCUACACAUCCUGAAAUGUUUGGAGAAUCAGCUCCAGGCGGGAAGACGCGUUUUAACUGUUAGUUCAGAUUGUGUGACGUUUAUGUGCAUGAAAAAAAAUGGGAACUAUGACGUCCUGGUGACCAAAAUGUGUGAAUUUGUCAACAGAAAUGUGUAGGAACCCUUUUUUUUUUUUUUUAUUAUUAUUAUUAUUUUAUUUUGAAGAUCACAAACCUUCACUGCUGAUUCAUAUGAGCCUUCCCAUGUUUCUGACUUCCUCACAGUGUUUUGGGGGUGUGACUGCAUUUAAACAUCCAGCGAUUCUUGAAAAGAAGAAGCCAGAGCAGCUGUUUUUCAGUCGUGAACUGACGUCUGGGUCUGAAAGCAGCUGCUGUGGAGUUUCCUCUAAAGAGUCAGAGAGUUGAGGUUUAUUUAUCGUUUCAGACGUCCGCCUGCGUUAACCCCUCACUCUUCUCGUCAAACCAGGACCACUUUUUCCUCCGAUGACACAGGUGCUGAUUUUGUAAUGUUUACAGGGAUUUUUGUUGUUCAAAGUGAUGCAGAUUAAAAUAUUAUAAAUGGAGUUUUUUGGUUUCAAUUUGUUCUAACAGCUUCUUGUUUAUACGAGAGUCAGAGGUGAGAAGGAGUGAAGUUAGUGUCACUGUGAAACAAACAGACAAUAUAAGAAUAUCAAUCUAAACCCAGUUAAUUGAGAGAAGUUAGACUGUCUAUUCAUGUACAAACUUUUGAUUUAAGUAUUAGAGAAUUAUAUUUUUCAUACCUGUCCCUGUUAUUCUAGAUAAUCCACAACAUUUACUGCCAACAGUUUUCAGUGGAGACGUUUCAUCAGCAGAAAACGGGUCCAAACAAAAGUGCUGACAAAGUGCUAAUGCUAAUUUUUAUCAGAUGUAAUUUUAAAAGCUGUUCACCCACAUUAACUGUGGUCAAAAGUGUCUGCAUGAACAGACAGUAUCAAGGGUGACACACGAACAGACUUUAAAGGGAUAGUUCGGGUUAUUUUACAGACUAGUGGAGCCACUAGAAAACACUUAUAAACACCCACUUAAACAAUCCAAUAUCCGUUUAAAUGUAUGCUUCAUGUAGAAUAUAUUUUCAGCGGUUUAUCUUCCUGUAAAUAACAAAAUCUCUUUGGAAUAUAAUGAAAAAUUAUUGCAAAUGCAGAUGAAACAGUAUAGAAGCUUUGUCGGACUAGUUUUUGAUGUUUUAACAAAACAGUAUAUUGUCUGAAGAUCUUUUGUGAAUCUGUUUUGUAUUAUAUGUGAUGCGUUGGGGGGGGGGGGGGUCUGAAUGUGGUCGGAGAUCUGUAUGAGGACUUUGGGACUGGUGCUAAAACUGUGAAUUUAUUUAAUUAGAAUUUUAUACUUAGCUUUGCCGUUCUAAAUGUUUUUUUGGUAUGCUAAGUAUUAUUCCUUAAGAUCAUUUGUACAAAUAAUUGUUCUAAAUAAAGUUAUGAACAAAACAAAACAAAAAAACGUAUUCCUAUACGAUGAAAAAGAUGUAGUGCCAAAGGAAAGUAUAUAAAAUAUUCAACAUGAAGCUACAUUCAAACCGAUGUUGGAUUGUUUCAGUUGCUGUUUUUAUACGUGUCUUAGCAGGGGGGUGGGGGGGGUUCUGGUGGCCCCGCCCACAGCAACACGUCGCUCUACUAGUCUGCCACGUCUAAAAUAACCCGAACUAUCCCUUUAAAACUAACCUGGACUAAAGUUUCCAUUGAUGGUUUUUGAUUAUUAGCAUCUUCUCAGAUGUAAAACUCGGAGUCGAGCGUUUAGAGAAAUCUUUCCUUGUUUUUAUUUAUCACACAUUUAGAAAAUGAACCACACUAUACAAAUGUCCACCGUUCAGUAAUGAAACAGGCCUCCUGCAUGAACCCAACCGACCUCAAACCAAAACUGAGACAACUUCAGCGGAUAAAGAAGCGCCAUGGCGGCUCUAAACUCACCACCUCCUCCGGUUCAGUCGCAGACUUUAAUUAAUGACCGGCGUCGAUUUCGUGUCGUCGUACGGUGGACUGCGUCGGCUGCCCAGUGACUCGACUUUUAUUUUAACUUUUUAAUCUUUUUCGUGGUCACUGUGGUGCAGGUAGGCAGUAGCAUGCAGAAACCUUUGGAUGCGGCUCUCCUCUGAUUGGCUGUAGGCUAAUUCAUUACGUUUGCGCUAUGUAAAGAAGGGAGUAGGGUUUGUUUUUUCCUCUUAGAGUCUGUGGUUAUUUACAAUAUGACAACAAGGAAGUGAGUGUGUUUGAGUCCUACAGAUGGGACGGGACAGGCGAGCAUGUAGACGGGGGUUCCCAGUCUCAACAGGAGGGGCGUCGGAGCAGAAAGUUCACACCCUCCCCACCCCCCCCUUUGCACGUUGAUGGUUGUCAUAUCGGGGCAGUCACAUGUUCGGCGACACACUCACAACAUGUCCGCCGCUCAGAGGGAUCCACACUUUAUUACUCAGACAUAAAAUUAAAAAAAAAAAAAAAAAAAAAAAAAAGAUAACAAAUAAAAAUAAAA